Messenger RNA from Rhipicephalus sanguineus (brown dog tick), 1035 nucleotides. RefSeq names its product transcription factor Sox-21-A. Gene Ontology annotation, biological process: anatomical structure morphogenesis; regulation of DNA-templated transcription; cell differentiation. Lineage: Eukaryota; Metazoa; Arthropoda; Arachnida; Ixodida; Ixodidae. The record is from RefSeq and is a predicted model, not a curated record. The transcript has a single exon. The coding region runs from base 49 to 1035 and encodes 328 amino acids. Gene Ontology annotation, molecular function: DNA-binding transcription factor activity, RNA polymerase II-specific; RNA polymerase II cis-regulatory region sequence-specific DNA binding.
UUCACAAGCCCAGUCUACCUCGUGUUGUACACGGUGAACGUUGGUGCGAUGCAGCAGCCCGCUUUUCAAGCCAUGGCCGUUAGCGCAGCUUUGCAGCAGCAACAGCAGCAGUUGCAACAACAUCAGCUGCAGCAGCACCAGUUUCAUCAGCACCAGUUGCAACAACAGCACCUGCAGCAGCUACAGCAGCAGCAGCAACAACAACUACUUCAGCAGCAACAGCAGCAGCAGCAGAACCAGCAGCAGGCCCCUUCUCCCGUAAUAGUCGCUCCUGCGACCGGCUCCGACAGCAUCGUUUGCAACGGCGUGAGUAACGGCAAGCUCCGUCCCGAUCACAUCAAGCGGCCCAUGAACGCGUUCAUGGUGUGGUCGCGCGCGCAGCGGCGCAAGAUCGCGCUGGAGCACCCCAAGAUGCACAACUCCGAGAUAUCCAAGCGGCUGGGUGCCGAAUGGAAGCAGCUGAACGAAGAUAACAAGCGACCGUUCAUCGACGAGGCCAAGCGACUGCGAGAGCAGCACCAGAAGGACCACCCGGAUUACAAGUACCGACCCCGACGCAAGGUCAAGUCGCCCAUGUCCAAGAAGCAGGACCAGCCUUACCCGAUGCAGCCGAGCGCCUACAUGGCGGACCAAUGCAGAGCCUACUUCCAUCAAGGGCUGGCCGCCCAGAUUCACGCUUCAAACGCGGCAGCGGCUGCAGCCGCAGCCGCCGCUGCUGCUACGGCCACGCCGCAGGCCCUCACGAAGGACUCGCAGCAGCCGCAGUGCUCGCCGCACUCGACGUCUUCGAGCCCGACGUCGAUACCUGGUUCCUACCCGACGUACCCUCCGGACGUGAAACCGUUCGCGCUGGCGCCCUACCAGUCGGCCGGUGCUCCCAUGGACAUGGAAAAGUACUCAAUGUUCGCGCAACACGGAAUGUUUGCAGCGCAACCACCUUCGGCACUUACAUCUGCUGCCGGAUAUGCACAGGCGUACAUGUGCGGCUAUGCUCCCGCCUUUCCUACGACCCACGACGCGUUACGCAUGUUGUAG